CCCAACCCCAUUAAACAUAAGAAACAUUAUUCACAACUCAAUUUCACAUCAGAAAUUACAUAUUAAUUAUCCUCCGAUUUCUACAAAAGUAUAGCAAUGGCCUCAUUAUUAGCAUCCCCAACAGUACGCUUUACCGCGUUAACCCUCCUUAUGAUAACUUAUGUUAUAGGGUUUAUUAAUAAUCACAACUCUAUGGCUUACGCCAUCCAAUCAUGCGCUGGGGAUAUCCCGAGCUUAGUUAGCCAAUGCGCCAAAUAUGUGCGGAAGGUGGGCGCAAAAUCUCCACCUUCUGCACAAUGUUGUGCUACGGCAAGGAACGCUGAUGUCGUUUGCUUAUGCAAGUAUGUUACUGACGGAAUUGAGAAGUUUAUUAGCGUUGAUAAAUCUGUUUAUAUUGCUCAAUAUUGUGGUAUUCCUUUUCAGCAUGGUGCUAAAUGUGGAAGCUACACAAUUCCAUGAGCGUCGAAAGCAAUGCAAUGGCCGCCGUAGCUUAUAACCAAAUAUUACGUUAUGUUAUGUUACGUUAGGUUAUGUUAUACAAUGAAAUGGCCGAUGUAGCUUAUAACGUUAUAACCAAAUGUUAUGUUAUGUUAUGUUAUACAAUAAAAUGGUCGACGUAGCUUAAAUAUAAUGUUAUGUUAAUUAUUUUACAUGUAUGCAUAGUGCACUAUCUAAUAAUAAAGUCAUGUUUUUUAAGCUAAA
Messenger RNA from Spinacia oleracea (spinach), 702 nucleotides. RefSeq lists its product as uncharacterized. The coding region runs from base 97 to 459 and encodes 120 amino acids. NCBI's taxonomy places the organism in Eukaryota, Viridiplantae, Streptophyta, Magnoliopsida, Caryophyllales, Amaranthaceae. The transcript has 2 exons. The record is from RefSeq and is a predicted model, not a curated record.